This is a messenger RNA of Clupea harengus (Atlantic herring), 3107 nucleotides long. It is a transcript of the gene eif5a2, whose product is annotated as eukaryotic translation initiation factor 5A2. Gene Ontology annotation, molecular function: translation elongation factor activity; RNA binding; ribosome binding. Gene Ontology annotation, biological process: positive regulation of translational termination; positive regulation of translational elongation. The record is from RefSeq and is a predicted model, not a curated record. NCBI's taxonomy places the organism in Eukaryota, Metazoa, Chordata, Actinopteri, Clupeiformes, Clupeidae.
CAUCUUGUCCAAAGAACGCGCAGUAGGGUGUGGAGUCGUGCUACUAGCUAGCUAUUAUGUGUCUCCCUUGAGCUGAUGAAGUGAAAAGCGGGCAUGCGGCCUUGUAAGCUGUUUCGGUAACAUUAAAAUAUUCCGUUUUAAAGUGGCGUGAAGCAUUCGACUUUUUUACAUAGUUGUCUGUUUGAUCUGCCCGGACCGGCGAAGAUGUUAAACUGCAUGGCAUCUAUAUUUGACACUAAUUCGGCAACUGUUGGCUAAGUGUUUAAAAGGGGAUUUACUUUGCGCUAACAUGCUAGCAAACUAUUGCAGUUGGCAGUAUCUUGCUUGCCAGCUAACCGGCAACGUUGGAAAUCGUUAGCGAUUUUCCAUGUCAAAAAUGUCUCGAUCCAAGCACUGUCGUUCAGCUAGCUACCAAGAUUUCUUCUUCCUUACUAAGUUCACUUAAAGUACAUUUUAUGAGGCCUUGAAUUAGCCAAUGAGUAAAAGUGUUGCUAUUGAUAUGUGCUGAAUCAAGGUCGUGCCACCUAAGUAAGCUAAGUGAACCCUUCAAUGUUACCCUUUAUCAAUCUGCUUUGUAUAUCCUUGGAUCACCUACCUCGCUACCUGUGCAGAUGCGUCUACCUACCUGCUUGUCAUCUCGGCAGAUGCUCGAAUUCGCUGGUUGUCCUCCACGACUGUUGGUUCAGCUGAAUGAAAAGUGUUGACGUGUUUAACUAGAGGACGACAAACAUAGCCUCCCAUCAUGGCAGACCAUGAACUCGACUCCGACUUCACCAGUGGAGAUUCUGGGGCUUCCACAACUUACCCCAUGCAAUGCAGCGCCCUGCGCAAGAACGGCUUUGUCGUUCUGAAGGGACGUCCGUGCAAGAUAGUGGAAAUGUCAACUUCCAAGACUGGCAAGCAUGGUCAUGCCAAGGUGCACAUGGUUGGAAUUGAUAUCUUCACUGGCAAGAAGAAUGAGGAUAUUUGCCCUUCCACUCACAACAUGGAUGUCCCUAACAUCAAAAGGGUUGAUUACCAGCUGGUCAACAUUUCCGAUGGGUUCCUGACCCUCCUGAAGGACAACGGAGACCUUCGUGAGGACCUAAGGCUGCCUGAAGGGGAUCUGGGAAAAGAGAUAGAGAACAAAUUUGAAGCUAAUGAAGACAUCAUGAUCUCAGUCCUGUCUGCCAUGGGAGAGGAGUGUGCGGUUGCCAUCAAGGCCAUGACCAAGUAAACCAGGCAGGAUCGGGCUGUUUGGGCGAAUACCCAUCACCAGAAAGUGUUGGUUUUGAAAUGGCACCAAAGCUACGGCCUUUGACAAACAACCUCGAAUCAUUUCAGUUCAAACCCAAAACCGUGAUGGACCUUUUCCCAUAAUGUCUCUUAUGUAUGUAUCUGAUGGCUGAUUGGUUGUCUCCCAAACCAUUGAGUACACCUCUACCCCCAGCAAUCUCCUUCCCACCUCAUCACCCCUGCCACCAUUCCAUUCCACCCAUUCCAUUUCCACUUCCUGCAUCAACAUUCCCUCUUUGAAAAACACAAAUUAACAUCCCUGAAAUGUUCGUCCUUUCUCUUUUUGCUAUGUUUUCAUUCCUUUUAAGGUGGGAAGCAUGUUUGGUUUAGGAGGCUGUGAAACGCAGCAAGAGUGCGCCAUCCAUAGGAUGCAUCUUGGUUGGCAUGGCAGGCUUUUAUUCCAGCAUGUUUGCCCAGUUGGUUGCUGCCCUGUACUCUAUGCCACCGUCACCUUCCCCAUCACAUUCCCAAACCUACUUCCAUCACUGAUUUUGGUCGUAGAUAGCAUGCUUUCUGGAGCAGGUGCAAGGGUGCAGUGUUCACCUUGACAUCGUAAUCCACGUGAACGGCGGCAGUUUUUCCCCAUAUCCGGUCUGCCUUAAAAAAGAUUCUUAGUCUAGAUGAAGGAGAAAAUGAAACCUAAAAAGCAGACACGGAUGAGCUUGCCCAUGCACAAUUUACCUCUGAUUUAAAACAAAAGAAGUUGGUUUUGUUGGUCUGUAUUUGGCAAAACUAUGAUGAAAUCUACCACCAUACUCAAAGCCUGUAUCGGUCAUCUAGGUAGCUAGGCUCUUGUUUGUUUGUUUGUUUGUUUGUUUGUUUGUUUUGUUUUUGUUUGGAUUUUUCUUUUCCUGAAUGUCGCACUGCCACCUUGUGGGCUUGAGUAGGAGUCAACCAGGAGAAAUUGAUAUUUACUUUAUCACUUGAGGCCUUUUGUCACCAGACUAAGGAGAGUUAACAUCAACUAAUACCCCUCCAACACAGACACACAGUCUUUCAAGUUUGCUUUUUCAUUUUGAUUCUGAAAUUGAGGUUAUGCCUCUUUGUUUACAGCACAACAUUUGGUGUUUGCUUAUUCUGGCUGAAAAUGCGUCCCACCAGAGUCCAAGGGCUACUUGAUUUGCCCCUGGAAUCUUGGGUUUUACAAAAGUGGGGAUUGUGUCUAGUAUUACCGUGAUUACUUUCCAUUCUGAAAAGUGAUACACCCCCCCCCCCUCGUGAGAAUAUUAAAGAAUUAUGCUUUUCUUUUCGUUGAGUAAGGUGACUUCACUUGACCAGUCUUGAGGCAACAGUGCUCCCAUUUGCGAUGGGUUGACACUGCAGGACCACCACACUUAAGCAGUGUGUGCCCUAAGCCAUAUUUCAAUGUCGCGAAUACUUAGCACUUAAUUGACCUGGCCCUUCUUGGAGGUUAAUGCGUAAACCUUUUUUUUUUUUGUAGUGGCCGAUAGACUGUAUUUUGAAAUUACAGUGAAGGGAUAGGCUUAAUGAGUCUUAAUCUCUUCAGUUGUUGUGUAAUAUUUAAGUCAUGUAGCUCAAGUUUAAAUGGUGAUCGUAUUCAUUUUGUGAGCACUUGAUGUUCAAAAAGAUUAUUUUCUUUUUUGUCUUUUCUUUUUGAGAAAGCUCAAUUUGGUACCGUGUCACUUAGUUUCUUGCUUAAUUGUGUACAAAUGUGUAACCCCCCCCCCCCCAAAAAACUAAACAUGGUUCAAAAUGUAGAAUGUCAACAUGUUUUAUUUGCUGCACUUGUAGAAAUUAAUUAUGUAUAUGAAGAGAUUCUGAAAGUUGCUGUUUUAAAGAGUGUUAUAUAGUAAAUCUGAUUGCUACCCCAA